This is a messenger RNA of Trachymyrmex cornetzi, 1463 nucleotides long. RefSeq names its product partitioning defective protein 6 (gene par-6). NCBI's taxonomy places the organism in Eukaryota, Metazoa, Arthropoda, Insecta, Hymenoptera, Formicidae. Gene Ontology annotation, biological process: centrosome cycle. Gene Ontology annotation, molecular function: protein binding. The transcript is spliced from 5 exons. The record is from RefSeq and is a predicted model, not a curated record. The coding region runs from base 157 to 1137 and encodes 326 amino acids.
UAGGCAUUCACCGUGAUUGUAGUCGAAUUGCGCCGUGCACGCCGUCGUGAUUUGGUAUGCACGUCUUUCUGUCUUCCUUGGUCUUCCUCCGUUCCUCCUAAGCUAGUUGAGUCAGCCGUAGUAGUGGCACGUCGUUAGGUGAAGCCAGUUCCGAGGAUGUCCAAGAAGCAGGACAAGGUGGACAACGGCAUCGUCGCCGUGAAGAGUAAAUUCGACGCCGACAUCAUCAGAUUCUCCAUGAAUCGUAACGAGCCUAUGAGUUAUGAGGACUUUGGAAAGCUAUUGGCGCAAAGACACGACCUGGGGGCAGACUUCAGCUUUUCAAUUUGGUACACGGAUACAGAUGGUGAUCUACUUCCCAUCAAUAAUGAUAACAAUCUGGCGAGAGCUCUAGCAAAUGCCAAGUGCCUGCUCCGAAUUUUUAUACAUAGGAAAGGCGAUGGAGCGUGGGAUAAUGGAUACGGUACAAUGAAACCUAAAAAUUUGAUAUCCAGUAUCUUAGGUGGUACACCAGGCAAGCCAAAAUCUAUAGUCAUUUCAAAUCCACAUGAUUUUAGGCAGGUAUCUGCAAUUAUUGAUGUCGACAUACUGCCAGAAACCUGUCGACGUGUACGUCUAUUAAAACAUGGAUCUGAUAAACCUUUGGGAUUUUAUAUCAAAGAUGGUGAAAGCUAUCGCGUACUGCCACCGUCUGCUGGUGGUGGAAUUGAGAAGGUUCCAGGUGUAUUCAUUAGUAGAUUGGUACCGGGUGGCUUAGCAGAAAGUACAGGGCUUCUAGCUGUGAAUGAUGAAGUUUUGGAAGUAAACGGUAUAGAAGUUGCAGGAAAAACGCUUGAUCAGGUGACAGAUAUGAUGAUAGCAAAUUCCUCUAAUCUCAUCAUAACUGUCAAGCCGGCAAAUCAGAGAGCAGCAUUAACAGCACCUCGUCGUGGUUCAUUCUCACGUAACAGUCAAUUGUCGUCAGGAAGUCGUCAGUCUACGCAGAGUGCCGGUAGUGAUGAAGAGGCAGACGAGAUUGUCGAUCUUACAGGCAUGACGAUGCAAGAUGAUGCUUCGGCAUCGUCCACUCAGCACCAUCACUAUCACCAUCAUCAUCAUCAUCAUCAAAAUUACGAUCAGGGUGUACUGCACCUGUAGGGUAACGCGUUUUAUAUUUACAAACUAUAGAAUGGUAAUAGAUAAUUCGUUAUAAAGUAUCGAAAUAUAGGCGUGUAGGAAAAUAAAAUAUAUAAUAGCGAAAGGAAGAUAAUUUCUACGCAGUAUUAUGAAUUGUGUAUGACUGAUCUCUGAGGUGAUGCUUUGUGAAUUCUAUGAUUAAGAAAACUUUUAUCUCGAUACUUUGUAACCAGUUGUCUAUUGCUUUGGGACGUCAUGUAUUAGGCAGAUUAGAUUACACUAUCGCGAAGAAUAUAAAUUUUGCUGCCUGACAAAUAACGUUCCAAAAGUAACAGUGGCCUUACAUA